AUGCCAAACACAAACUCAGACAGCAAAAUCACUCCCCCACCUCUAUACGACGUCCAUUCCGCCAGCUGUUUGUCAAUAUCACAAACAUUGCUCUCCUCCACCUCACUACUUUCAACCACUAUAAGCGUAUUCCUCCAGUCACCUUCACCAUCCACUACAACGACGCGACCUCCCGCCGCUCCAAUGUUCAGCCCGGAUUUAGAUUACGAGAUGGAGGACGAAACUAUUCAAGAGCGACUCCUUCCUUCAGCUGAACAAAUUCUCGGCCAACUGAAGGCAGCGCGCGAGCUGGCAGACCACCAGGGAGCAAACCAGGGCGUCUAUGAGUGGUUGGGCGGGGUAGAAACUCAGCCAGUAGAUUCUGGCCCUCUCCCGCUGCUUUCGUAUCGUAGUGGGACGAUCAUCUCCCUCUGGCGCUAUUCAGUCUCCUCAUGUUUACGUUGGGCUUCGCUGCUGGCCGCUUCCUUUAAAUUUGGAUAA
Bipolaris oryzae ATCC 44560 is the source of this 480-nucleotide messenger RNA. RefSeq lists its product as uncharacterized. Lineage: Eukaryota; Fungi; Ascomycota; Dothideomycetes; Pleosporales; Pleosporaceae. The record is from RefSeq and is a predicted model, not a curated record. The transcript is spliced from 2 exons. Bases 1 to 480 code for a protein of 159 amino acids.